Molecule: messenger RNA, 13184 nt
Organism: Schistosoma curassoni
Lineage: Eukaryota; Metazoa; Platyhelminthes; Trematoda; Strigeidida; Schistosomatidae
Source: the annotation of a GenBank genome assembly
AUUUUACAAAGUGAUCGUUUCUCGUAUAUUCAGACCAAGCAUAUUAAUCUGGAGGAAUUGAGAGCUCGUCCCCUUUAUCUUUUACUGAACCCGGUGCAGUCUGUUCAAACAGUCAACACCACUGCACAAAUACGUUUUACUCAAGUGAGAAUCAUUAUUAGUGCCUCAUACAUAAUAUUAUUUUAUAUAGUUGAGUCGAAAAAUUGUGAAGACAAUAUCGAUUAAUAUUACUUCAUAGUUUUGUUAUUAUUUUGUUUUCACUUUGCUUGUUGUCCUAUUACUUAGUCAUCGAAAUUUCAAACUUUCAUGUAGAGUGCCUUCUUGUUUUCGUCAUGAUAAACUAUCUUUUCAAAUUUUCAACUCAAUCAAUUUAAAUGCUUUAUUGCUAGGACAUUUUAGUGAAAUUUACAGAAACAAGUUUGUAUGCUUGCUACUUCAUGUUAGUUAUGAUAUAUUGUGAAGAAACAAACAAUAAUGACGAUAGUGUACUAAUAAUUUAGCCAAGUCAUAUCAAAUUCCGCCACAUUCAUUCCUUAAUCAUUUCCAAAUUUCUCUGUACAUCGGGUUUUUAAACUUUCCUUUACAAUGCUGCGUUGUGUGAAGCGAAAAUCAAGUAAGAGUAGGACACCGGUGACCGGUAGUUCAAAUGAAAGAGGCUGUUCCACAUUACCACGUAUGUUUCAUCGGUCGGAUAGUGAAGAAGAUAUUUCAGAAAAGCCGUCAUCUUCAUCUUCCAAUAGGUUAACAAGAUGGACAAUGGAAAAGAAAUCCGCUACAUUAACAGCUGGCUCCACAUUAUCUUCUGGAAAUGAGACGAAAUCAAAAAGCAAACCUUUCACAUUUCUGCGUACAUUAUCUUUGGGUUCAUUAUUUUCUCCCUCAAGAAAACGUCGAAAAGAUGAUUCAACUACCGCUUAUUCUUCAGGUUUAAUGUCACCUGAUGUAGAGUUACAAACAUUAUCAAAUGAGUCACAGACUAAUAUUCAACAGAGACAAAAUGAAACUGAUGUUAGUCCAUCAGAAGGAUCCCUAACACCAACGGCUGAUGAAACCUAUAGACCUCAGUUUUGUAAGCAAGAGUUAUACUUAGAGAAAUUAACAAGAGAUGCCUAUAACUAUCCAAGAGACGAGACAAAUAAAACUCCAACAGAUGAAAACCCACAUAUUGUAUCUGAGGGAAAACAUUUGAAAAGAUAUCCAGAUGAUCAGCACGAUUCAGGUAGAAGUUCAACCAGAGAAUCAGCAGAUGUUUCUGUAGCAUCUGAAGGACCAAAAAAGAAACCAGCCAUAAAUGGUUUGCCUAUUGAACUUGAAACGAAAGCAGCAUCACCUGAUAAACAUUGGCAAGUCUUACCUAAUUCAAAACAGGGUGAUAUUAAUCAAAGUUUUCUACGAGCAGCUAGGGCAGGAAAUUUGGAGAAAUUACGUGAAUUACUCAACAAAAUAACAGACAUCAACAUCUCGAAUACUAACGGACUGAAUGCGCUACACUUAGCAUGUAAAGAAGGCCGAACUGACGUUGUAAAGGAAUUAUUAUCAAAUGGCGCGUCAGUUUAUAUGAUCACAAGAAAAGGCAACUCUGCUUUACAUAUUGCUAGCCUUGCAGGACAUCUAGAGAUCGUAAAAUUGUUAGUUGACCAUGGGGCUGAUAUAAAUGCACAGUCUCAAAACGGAUUUACACCUCUUUACAUGUCGGCUCAAGAAAACCAUGUUGAAGUUGUUCAGUACCUUCUGGACAAAUCUGCUAAUCAGGCUUUAUCAACGGAGGAUGGUUUCACACCACUUGCAGUGGCACUACAGCAAGGACAUGAUCGUGUUAUAAGUCUGCUACUGGAAAGGGAUUCUCGCGGAAAAAGUCGCUUACCCGCUCUACAUAUUGCUGCGAAGAAAGAUGAUGUUCAUGCUGCUAAAUUGUUACUCAAUAACAGCGAAAUAAAUGUGGAUCACACAUCGGCUAGUGGAUUUACUCCUUUACACAUUGCCGCUCACUAUGGGAAUGUUAAUAUAGCUAAGUUGUUGAUUGAGAAAGGAGCGAAUAUUAAUUACCAGGCAAAAAAUUGUAUAACACCGUUACAUGUAGCUGCUAAAUGGGGAAAGAACGAAGUUCUAAGCGAAUUGAUACUAGCAGGAGCUGAAGUAAAUAGUCGUACGCGAGAUGGACUAACACCUUUACACUGUGCAUCUCGUGCGGGUCAAACUGCUACGGUGGAAUAUUUAUUGAAAAAUGGAGCUGAUCACACUUUGAAAACAAAGAAUGACUUGACGCCAUUGCAUUUAGCUGCACAAGGUGCUAAUGAAAGUGUUGUACGAUUACUAUUGCGGAAUGGUUCUAAUCCGGAUGAUGUGACCAUUGAUUAUCUCACCCCUCUACAUGUUGCAGCCCAUUGCGGUAACGUGGACGUGGCUCGUGCUUUAUUGAAUUCCCAUUGUAAUGUUAAUGCAAGAGCUCUGAAUGGGUUUACUGCACUUCAUAUCGCAUGCAAAAAGUCACGAGUUGAAAUGGCUUCAGUUCUUCUUAAAUAUGGCGCUCUACUUGAAGCAGCCACGGAGACUGGUCUCACUCCAUUACAUGUGGCUGCAUUUUUUGGGUGUACAGACAUUGUCUCAUUUCUUUUACAACAUGGUACGAAUGUGAAUCAAACAACGUUGCGUAAUGAAACUGCACUACAUUUAGCGGCUAGAAAUAAACAACUAGAGACAGUGAAAACUCUUCUUGGUUACCAGGCAAAUUUAGAUUGCCGUACAAGAGAUAAUCAAACACCCUUACAUGUCGCUGUCCGUACAAACUAUCUACCAAUUGUUGAAUUGUUAUUGAAUGCUGGUUCUGAUCCUAAUAUAAUGACAAAAGAUAAUUAUACACCAUUACACAUGGCUAUUAAAGAAGACUCAGAAGAUAUUGUUAGAAUAUUGAUUGAGCACGAUGCUAAUCCGGAAGUUAAAACAAAGAAAGGAUUUACACCCUUACACUUAGCAGCAAAAUAUGGUUCAUGCAAAACAGCUCACUUGUUAAUGGACAGAGCAAAGUCUGAUCCGAACGCAACUGGUCCCAAUGGCUUCACGCCUGUACAUGUGGCCACCUAUUACAAUAAUAACAAAAUGUUGGAUAAAUUGACAGAAUUCGGAGGUGAUGUCAAUCGACCUGUUAAGAAUGGCUUUACACCACUUCAUCUGGCAGCCAAACGAAAUAAUCUAGAUUCAAUCCAUUUAUUAGCAUCUAAAGGAGCCGUAACUGAUAAGGGUUCAAGGAACGGUUAUACACCACUUCAUUUAGCUUCACAAGAUGGUCAAAUCGAAAUAGUUAGAGUUCUUGUUGAAAAAUACAAAGCUCAAGUGAAUACUGCAGCCAAGGACGGUUUAACACCACUACAUUUGGCGGUACAGGAAGACAAAGCUAACGUAGCCGAAUAUUUAUUAAGUUCAGGCGCAUCCAUUGAUACGAAAACACUGAAAGCUGGGUUUACACCGCUACAUUCAUCUGCUUAUAGGGGACAGCUCGCCUCUGUUCGUCUACUUCUAUCAUGUGUCCCUGAACAUCAACUUCAGCAAGUUAUAAACAGUCGCACUCAUAUGGGUUCAACUCCACUGCAUUUGGCAGCCCAACAAGGUCAUCUACAAGUAGCUCUAAAACUGAUUCAAAUGGGAGCUGAUCCAAACAUUUGUAAUAAGCAAGGAUGGACAGCAGCAAAAUUAGCUCAUAAGCAACAUUAUUUGAACUUGUUCGAAUUGUUGCAAUCAGUUACAACUAAUGACGGUGACGGAGGUUUACCUAGUUCAAAUGGAAUAGAUGAUAAUGUAAAUCUAAUCCACGGUGUAAUGCCCUUAGAAAAAGCGGAAUAUAUGACUGAUCAUAUGAUCUCAGAUAGUGAAGAUGAAGCCGACCUUUUAUCUACACCAGCAAUGUUUCGAUAUCCUGAACAACGUAAAGAAACGUUAGAUGAACCAGAUAACGAUAUAACAUCAAUUCCAAGUACACCAACUUUGGAUAACAAACUCAUAUCAGUCCGCCCAACAACACUGCGUAUUCCUGAAUAUUUAACUGCCUUAGAAGGUGAAACUCUUUGCUCUGGUCUUCAUGAAAGUAUGACCGAAGAACGUGUGAAGCCAAUGCUCAAUGGAAAAGGUGAAACAGCUACAGCUUCACAACAGCCAGUUCAGAUGACAAUUAAUGCAUCUUCACCUGCCGCUCUAUCCGAAUGGGAUUUCGAUGUGGAUAAUGUGCAUUCGACGAAGAAUUUAGUUAAGUCGGGGUUUCUUAUCUCUUUUAUCAUCGAUGCUCGAGGUGGCCUUGUCGAAGCUCAAAGACGACCUGGUUUACGAUUUCUUGUACCACCUAAUGCACCAUCUGGACCACUACGUAUAAUUUGUCGUUUACUCCGCCCAGAAGCGAUUGACAAUCCACCAAUUUUUAAUGACGGUGAUUGCUUAGCCUGUCGGAUUAUUGAAAUGAAUCCAAACCAGAUGCGCUUCAGUUUACCUAUACUUGUUGAGGUGCCUCAUAUAGCAUCUAUUAAAGGAAGAGAACGUGAAAUUAUAAUUGUUAGAAGUGAAACGGGAAAUUCAUGGAAAGAACACACAUUAGAAGCAAAUGAGCAGGCGAUAAAUGAUUCGUUGGGUGAUGCAUUUGAUCAUUCUGACUUGAAUACUUCAAGUCUUAACAAACGCAUUCAUCGAAUUUUGACCUACGACCUUCCACAAUAUUUCGCGUUAAUUUCGAGAUUUCGUCAAGAGGUUGCUUUCAUUGGUUCAGAUGGUGGAAUUAUUAGCUCCACCGUAGCACCACAAGUCCAAGCUGUGUUUCCUCCAGGAUCACUUCAAAAAAGAAUUAAAGUUGGCUUGCAAGCCCAAAUUAUUCCUAAUGAUGUCAUCAACCGUUUAGCGGAUGGUCGUGUUUCUGUAUCUCCUGUCGUAAGCAUUGAGCCAAGACGACGCAAAUUUCAUAAGCCCAUCACACUUACGAUACCGGUUCCACGUCAUUCAGCCAAAACUAUUCCAGAUACAACAAACAGCUCACCAAAAGUUCGACUUCUAUGUAGUCUAUCUGGUGGAAUAAAUCCAGCCGUAUGGGAAGAUAUAACUGGUUCAACACCUAUGACACAUCAUAAAGAUUGUGUUUCAUUUACUACAACUGUUUCUGCUAGAUUGUGGUUGAUGGAUUGCCCACCUGAUAUUCCGGUUACAGAGCUAGCAACUCGCAUUUACGAUGAAAGCAUUGAACCACCGAUUUUGGGGAGAUUUGUUAUUUAUGCUCGUCAGUCGACCGAUCUAGAAACAGAAGUUGAACUAAAAACGUCAGAUAAACUACAAAGACAACUUCCUCAUGCUCAAGAUAUGAAGAGAAGUAUUUCACGCACCAAAACGUUUACAACCGAAUUCGCUCAAAUUAGGUGCAUUUGCCUGACAGACGGCAACAAUGACAAAACUCUGGAGUGUUUAGAACAUUAUUGUCAAGUUGCGAUCGGUCCAUUUGUAGAGAUUCAACAAAAUAAGCCUAUCUGGAUUGAAAUGGUUGGAAAUCUGGUACCAGUGUUAAGAUCUGAUGAACAGUUGAACUUUGCCAUUCGACCAUUCCAUGAUAACAGAAUUACAUUCCCAGUUCGAUUGCGAGACGUACUGGAUCAUGAACCAGAUUCAAGUACAGUUACUGGAAAAAUUGCAUUUGUACGUGAACCACGCAAAGCUCAAACAACUUUGGAUAUGACUAGCGCACAACAGCAACGUCUAAUCACUCUAUUAGAAUUCAAGCUACCAAUUCCAGAUAAAACUAUUGUGAUAUCUACAAGAGAUAAUCGUCUGGCUGACGCGCUCACUAAAAUAACUCAGUUUGACGCUAUUCCUCCAGUCAUGACUGACUUACACCCAGUAACGACGAAAGAAGAAAGAAUAACUGAAACUGACGUCUUCGAGGGACGACCUAUCCUGCCAUUGGUUGCUAAAGAAAUUUUACCACAAGUAACAUUAAACGAAGUACUGACAUAUCCGAGACGUGAAGCAAUAAAUAGUUCUUUAGACAUGAAAUAUCAGAAAAUGGAAGAAAAGAGAAAACAAGAAACAGAUACAGUGUUUUCUUGGUCUGAAAAUGCAUUUCUUUCGUCAGAUGAAGGUGUUUCGACCAUUUCGGCUUCUGGUGAGACAGAUGAUCUUCGUAAACCAGAAGCAGUUUUACAGUCUGUUUCACAGGCUGAUGUUACAGACCAAGAAAAACUUCCUGUUGAUGUUCAUACUGUUCCAACCAUGUUUACUUCAGUUGAAAAUGCAUCAGAUCAGAUAUUAGUGUUAAGUCACUAUGACGACGUCACUGAAGAAAAACCACAUGUUCACUGGCAAGAAGCUUUGCUAACACAUUUGGAAUCAGUUGGCGUUCGUUUAGAUUUGCCAACAAAGUUCAGUCAAUUAGCAGACAAGCAAAUCGAAGAACCAGAUAGUCAAAUAACAGAAGUUUUCAUGAAACCAAUAUCUCAAUAUGUUGAACAUAAAUCUACUUCAACUGACAGAAAACAGAUAAAAUAUGUCGUACAAGAAUUAUUAGAUGCCAUUGGACCACAAUUCGUCGACACUGCUUUAGUUGAACAACUACUGCCAACUGAUCGUGGAGAAAUAAUGGAAAAUAUAAUUGAACCUAGAACAUUUGAUCGUAAGGAACAGACAAUCUCACUUUUGAAGGAUUCUCAAAGAGUUAGAACCAUAUCGACGGUAACACCUCAAUCCCCUCCUGUUCAUAGUACAAAUAAAAGUGGAAUAUCCGAAUCUAUAGAUACACUGAGUACUGAGUUCAUUAUUCCACAAAUCUUUCCUACUGAAGAAGACAUGUCAACUGAGGAGGUCAUCAGAGUUAGUAGAGUCCAAGAAACAGAUGAAGCACUUAAAAAACGAGUCUCAACUAAACAAUCAUCUAUAAUGUCAUCUACAAUAGCAAUGGAAGAAGACAGCUACAUAUCUCCACAAGAAGUGAAUGAAGAAUUCCCUCUUCCGUGGUUAGAAAACUUGCAGGAUGAAGAAUCAUUCGAAAAUGCUUAUCAGAGAGCAGUACUAACCAACAAUAUUCAACAAAUCGACAGAGUUCAAACUUGCAAAAUCACAGAACCUGAAGUCUUAAAAAUGAAAUCUGAUAUUAAAAUACCUCACACCGUGAACGAACCUCAGAUUCCAUCACCAUAUAAGUCUCAUUCAGAUUCGGUCAGUACCGAAGUGAUCCAAUCAAUGCCGAAAGAAUCGCGUGAAAUCGAAGAAGUUGAGGAAGUUCUACCUGACGGUACGGUUGUCACAAAACGCACAGAAUCUGAAGAAACCACUCUCUCAGUUACUCCGGAUGAAUGGAAAUUGGGUGUACAGGCAGCAAUUGAGUCUGGAGGUUAUUUGGUUGAAAAACCAGAAGAAAUCACAGAAGUGGAACAAGUUGAAGAAACACUAGCUGAUGGAACUAUAAUAACUCGCUUAAUAACAACAAAAAAAGUGGUUGAUAGAGUUUUUGAACGUUCAAUUUCAGAAGAGCAGUCCGUAUCAUCUGGUGUGAAUGAAGAAUUGUUUGUAGAAACAGAUUCAACGAUACCUGAAGUUUCAACUACAGAAGACCAAUUUUUCUAUCAUGACCAAAAACUUCAAGAAGAACAGAAUAAUGACUUAAGUAAACCAGGGACUAUUUUACCAAAUUUAACAGACAAUAAACGGAAAGAGCAAAUAACUAUUUCAGAGACUGGUAGAAAAACCAACGAUAUCAAAGAUAUACUAACUGAAAAUGAAAUACAAGUUACACAAUCCGGGCAUGAUGGAAAAUCAACACACGUAUUCAAGGAAGAAUACAUAAUUUCAGCAGAAGAAACAGAACAUACAGAAACAAGGAAAAAUAGACAAUUACAACACGCAACACUAGAACAGGAAGACUACACAAUAGGCGAAGCAAAAAUAGAAGAAAAUACAAACGAAACGGAACGAAAAAUAGCAGCUAUUAAAACAAAUUCAAAGGACCUAGAAGAAAUUGACGGCGGCGCCAUCAAAAAAUCAAUAUCCAAAGAAACGAAGUGCAAGAGAAACAUCCUUGAUGAAAACCAAAUACAAAGCGAAAUAAAAGUAAGAAAAAAAAUAAAAGAAAGAGAGAUGAAAGAAAGUAAAAUAAAAAAAAUGACACACAUGAAACGUCAAAACGAUGAAACAGACGAAAAACAAAUACAUGAAAAUCAACAAACAAAAACAUAUGAACUGAAUCAGGAAACAAAAACAAAAAUAUACAAAGUGCAAAAAGAGGAAGAAAAAGCCAAAAGAGAAACAUAUAUAAAAGGCGAACGUGAGAUAAAGCCGGAAUAUGGUGAAGUUGGUGAAGGCGUAUUUGAAGGGGAGACGGAAGCCGAGUCGGCAGUCGAAGUGUUCGGUGAGAGAUUGGGGCAAGUUGAAGCGGACGCAGAAAGUGAAGCGGUAGAACAGGUUGAAUCGGAACGUGUGUCUGUGUUCGCUCCAGUCGAAUUGGAGUCUGAGGCGCUUGCAGAGACUGCAGCACAACCGGAACGGGAACGAUUGGUUGAGCGUGUCGGUGAGAUGGAGGCGGAAUAUGGUGAAGUUGGUGAAGGCGUAUUUGAAGGGGAGACGGAAGCCGAGUCGGCAGUCGAAGUGUUCGGUGAGAGAUUGGGGCAAGUUGAAGCGGACGCAGAAAGUGAAGCGGUAGAACAGGUUGAAUCGGAACGUGUGUCUGUGUUCGCUCCAGUCGAAUUGGAGUCUGAGGCGCUUGCAGAGACUGCAGCACAACCGGAACGGGAACGAUUGGUUGAGCGUGUCGGUGAGAUGGAGGCGGAAUAUGGUGAAGUUGGUGAAGGCGUAUUUGAAGGGGAGACGGAAGCCGAGUCGGCAGUCGAAGUGUUCGGUGAGAGAUUGGGGCAAGUUGAAGCGGACGCAGAAAGUGAAGCGGUAGAACAGGUUGAAUCGGAACGUGUGUCUGUGUUCGCUCCAGUCGAAUUGGAGUCUGAGGCGCUUGCAGAGACUGCAGCACAACCGGAACGGGAACGAUUGGUUGAGCGUGUCGGUGAGAUGGAGGCGGAAUAUGGUGAAGUUGGUGAAGGCGUAUUUGAAGGGGAGACGGAAGCCGAGUCGGCAGUCGAAGUGUUCGGUGAGAGAUUGGGGCAAGUUGAAGCGGACGCAGAAAGUGAAGCGGUAGAACAGGUUGAAUCGGAACGUGUGUCUGUGUUCGCUCCAGUCGAAUUGGAGUCUGAGGCGCUUGCAGAGACUGCAGCACAACCGGAACGGGAACGAUUGGUUGAGCGUGUCGGUGAGAUGGAGGCGGAAUAUGGUGAAGUUGGUGAAGGCGUAUUUGAAGGGGAGACGGAAGCCGAGUCGGCAGUCGAAGUGUUCGGUGAGAGAUUGGGGCAAGUUGAAGCGGACGCAGAAAGUGAAGCGGUAGAACAGGUUGAAUCGGAACGUGUGUCUGUGUUCGCUCCAGUCGAAUUGGAGUCUGAGGCGCUUGCAGAGACUGCAGCACAACCGGAACGGGAACGAUUGGUUGAGCGUGUCGGUGAGAUGGAGGCGGAAUAUGGUGAAGUUGGUGAAGGCGUAUUUGAAGGGGAGACGGAAGCCGAGUCGGCAGUCGAAGUGUUCGGUGAGAGAUUGGGGCAAGUUGAAGCGGACGCAGAAAGUGAAGCGGUAGAACAGGUUGAAUCGGAACGUGUGUCUGUGUUCGCUCCAGUCGAAUUGGAGUCUGAGGCGCUUGCAGAGACUGCAGCACAACCGGAACGGGAACGAUUGGUUGAGCGUGUCGGUGAGAUGGAGGCGGAAUAUGGUGAAGUUGGUGAAGGCGUAUUUGAAGGGGAGACGGAAGCCGAGUCGGCAGUCGAAGUGUUCGGUGAGAGAUUGGGGCAAGUUGAAGCGGACGCAGAAAGUGAAGCGGUAGAACAGGUUGAAUCGGAACGUGUGUCUGUGUUCGCUCCAGUCGAAUUGGAGUCUGAGGCGCUUGCAGAGACUGCAGCACAACCGGAACGGGAACGAUUGGUUGAGCGUGUCGGUGAGAUGGAGGCGGAAUAUGGUGAAGUUGGUGAAGGCGUAUUUGAAGGGGAGACGGAAGCCGAGUCGGCAGUCGAAGUGUUCGGUGAGAGAUUGGGGCAAGUUGAAGCGGACGCAGAAAGUGAAGCGGUAGAACAGGUUGAAUCGGAACGUGUGUCUGUGUUCGCUCCAGUCGAAUUGGAGUCUGAGGCGCUUGCAGAGACUGCAGCACAACCGGAACGGGAACGAUUGGUUGAGCGUGUCGGUGAGAUGGAGGCGGAAUAUGGUGAAGUUGGUGAAGGCGUAUUUGAAGGGGAGACGGAAGCCGAGUCGGCAGUCGAAGUGUUCGGUGAGAGAUUGGGGCAAGUUGAAGCGGACGCAGAAAGUGAAGCGGUAGAACAGGUUGAAUCGGAACGUGUGUCUGUGUUCGCUCCAGUCGAAUUGGAGUCUGAGGCGCUUGCAGAGACUGCAGCACAACCGGAACGGGAACGAUUGGUUGAGCGUGUCGGUGAGAUGGAGGCGGAAUAUGGUGAAGUUGGUGAAGGCGUAUUUGAAGGGGAGACGGAAGCCGAGUCGGCAGUCGAAGUGUUCGGUGAGAGAUUGGGGCAAGUUGAAGCGGACGCAGAAAGUGAAGCGGUAGAACAGGUUGAAUCGGAACGUGUGUCUGUGUUCGCUCCAGUCGAAUUGGAGUCUGAGGCGCUUGCAGAGACUGCAGCACAACCGGAACGGGAACGAUUGGUUGAGCGUGUCGGUGAGUUGGAGCGGGGUCAUUUUAAUAGUUUUCACUCUAUUGACAUUUUAUCCUGUUAUUCUCCAUCUGCUUGUAGAUUUGGAGAUGUCGAUUCUUUCCCUGUUACUUCUUUUUCUGAUACUUCUUCCAGUCUUUAUCCUGAUUAUAUCUAUAAUUUAGCCGAUCUUUAUUGUGAUCCUACAUUGUCUGAUCGUCAAGCUGCUAUUUUUCCUUCUGUUGUCAGUUCGUGCUCUGAACCGCUUUCUUCUUCUCAUGCUAUUACAAUUUGUCAUGAUGUUUCUUCUACACCUGUUGCUUCUUUCGUUCUCUCAAAUGUGUCUAACGACCUUUCUUUUUCCUCUUCUUCCUCCCGUUUUGUUCAUGCUGGUGUUUCUGACUUUACUCGUAUGCCUUUAGAUUCUGUGUCUUUAUUUGAUUCCGAUGAUUCAGCGUUUGUUUCAGAAGGCUUAUAUCUCGGUCUCAGUCAAUUUGUUUCCCGUUCAUCGGAGUCUUUCACUGAAAUUCCUAGCUUUGUUAUAGAAGACAGCGUCAUUUCUGUUGAUGCUCCUGACGUUUGUUUCACUACGUACUCUGGAGAAAGUCUUGGAGAGUUGUCUGAUUGUCGACAGGCUGGCAUAUCUUCAGUACAUGAUAUUUCCGUAGAAUCAGUGCCUUUCUUUAUACCUGAAGCUUCAGUUCUUGCUGUAUCGGGAUAUGAAUACAAAUCAUUAAAUGAACUUGGAUCAAGCAAUAGAUUACCAUCUAUUGUUCAGGACACUGCAAAUGUAGUGGAUUCACAUGAUAUUCGGGAAGUAUCUGAGGAGGACGUUGUUGGUAAAGAUUCUUCAAUAACCAAUGGUCAAAUUGUUUUGCAAACUUCUGGCUCAUAUCAUUCCGCUUUUCGAUGUGAUCCUGAAUAUGGCAUUUCAGAUUAUUCAAACAGCUUAAUAACUGAUAGUUUUGCUGAAAUGAUUAUGAAAGAACCAAACCAUGAUACCGAAAUCUUGUAUUCACCUAAAGAUCAAGAUGCACUAUGUUAUCAGCUUCAAUCAGGUGUGUCAUUAGUAACUGAAACACCUACAAAGUCAGAUGUUUUAGAUAAAUCUCCGCCCUCAGGAAAAUCUGACUUGACUUAUCUUGCAGCAGCAUCAGGAGCAAGUGUAGCUAUGGAAUUUACUGAAGAGGAAGAGGAGGAAGAUGAGUUCUCCAUGGCGUGUUCUGGUAGGAUGAAAACACUUGAACAUGGUGAUUCCAGUCAAUUAGUUCAUUCAGCUCUUGAUAGGUCCGCUAAAAUGCUUACUCGUCUUCAAACCUAUGGAUUUCGAGGGAAUUUGGUGGGUACAAAUUCGCUUGUUAAUCUUAAUUGGCAUGCAUCAGAAACAAAAUUAACAACUCCAUGCAUAGAAUUCCUCGAAAAUGAUGAGAAUACUAAUUCAUUAGCCCAUCAAAAUAUACCUACAUCAAACGUACAUAUGAAUAAGGUUACAGAGCUCGAUCGCGAAGAAUAUGAGGACUUUGAUGGUGAUAGUCUUGAAGAAUUAAAUAUCCCAUUUGAAAUUUGUAAUACAUAUAACACAUCACGUGAAAUAAUUACAGAUGAAACUGAAUGUGGAAACACUAGUCUGUUCCCGUUCCCUGAGACUGUUGCUACAAAUCAAGUCUUCAACUAUGACAAUAAGUUAAAAUCUGAUACAGAUUGUCAGCAAGACUCUUUUAUUGAAAAAGAAGUAUCUAGACGUCAACAUUUAGAUUCAGAACUUGUAAUCUCCUCUCAAUCCAGUUCCACUAAAAAGAUUUCAUUCAGCCCAGACCAUGAAUUACAAACAAGUUCCACUGCAGAUGAAUCUAGUUUAAGCAGUCACUCGACAAUUGUGAAUGUUGGAGUAAUGAACCAGUCACCAGUUGUCCCUCAACUUAUAAGAGGAAAUCUAAUCGACGAAAAGCUAUUGUCUCAGAGUUUAUCAUCUCAGGAACAUGAUUUUGGUGUAGAUGCACCCGAUAGUAUUCAGCUACUGGAGUCAAAAACCACCCUAGCAUCUAUUGAAAGCGAUCUUGAUAUUCUUGGUGAGGAAAUAAAGCUAAAAGAUGAUAAUGCUAUAUUGCCACUUGGUCAGAAUUCGGUUCACCUAUCUAGCGUCGCUAAAAGAAAGCAAUCAAAUUUUAUAUCUAAUCUAUUAGGAACAGAGCCUGUGGUAGGAAGUACUGCAUUACGAACAUCUACAGAUGUCAGUAACGUUUCAGUGUCGCAACCCAUCUGUACUACUGAAGGACAUAUCAAGACAACACAACGCUACUUUCAUGAACCAAUCGGAGGACAUGUCAGUUUUCCACAAAUUUCAGAGGGUUCUUGUGAUAAACAGUUAAAAUUUUCUAAUGAUCGGGCUAAAUCCUCGCCAUCCAGUAUUAAUGUGGAAAAAAGAAUAGAAACAAGUGAUGAGAACGUUACCAGUAGCUCACUGUCCGAAUUCGAACGACUAGAAAAAGAAUUAGGUACUAG